Molecule: messenger RNA, 1106 nt
Organism: Ctenopharyngodon idella (grass carp)
Lineage: Eukaryota; Metazoa; Chordata; Actinopteri; Cypriniformes; Xenocyprididae
Gene: c1qbp
Product: complement component 1, q subcomponent binding protein
Exons: 6
Coding region: 28-888 (286 amino acids)
Biological process (GO): cytosolic ribosome assembly
Cellular component (GO): mitochondrial matrix
Source: RefSeq, a predicted model, not a curated record
CGAGCACCUCCGAACCGAACCGCCGUCAUGCUGAAGUCUGUGAGUCGCGCAGUUCAGCUCGCAGCCCGUCUGUCCAGCAGGAGCUCCGCGCCGUCCGCUCCCGCCAUCAGACCCGCGCUGCACCUCAGCAGAACCUUCACCAGAUCCAUCUGGAGCCUGAGCAACAGCGGACCGGCGUCAGGCUCCAGGCCGAAGCUGCUCACAGCGACACGGGCUCUGCCGACAGUGUCCUGCGGCUGCGGGAGUCUGCAUACUGAGGGCGAUAAAGCGUUUGCAGAGUUUCUCACAGAUGAAAUCAAAGAAGAAAAGAAGAUCCAGAAGAACACGAGUCUUCCUAAAAUGUCCGGUGGAUGGGAGCUUGAACUGAACGGCACAGAAGCUAAACUCGUCCGCUCCGUGUCUGGAGAAAAAGUCACCAUCACUUUCAACGUGAACAACAGCAUCCCGCCACAGCUGGAGGAAGAGCCGGAGCAAACGCAGAAGGGUCAGGAAGAAGAGCCUGACAUUGUCUCGACGCCCAACUUUGUGGUUGAGGUGACCAAACAGGGCGCAAAGAAUUCACUGGUGUUUGACUGUCAUUUCCCUGAGGAUGAGCUUUUUGUCCCUGAGCAGACCGGCCACGGUGAGGGUGAGGAGGAGAGCGACAUCUUCACCAUCCGCGAGGUCAGUUUCCAGCCGGAGGGAGACGUGGACUGGAAGGAAACCAGCUACACGCUCAACACAGACUCUCUGGACUGGGCCCUGUAUGACCAUCUGAUGGACUUCCUGGCUGACCGCGGCGUCGACAACACGUUUGCGGACGAGCUGAUCGAGUUGAGCACGGCACUGGAGCAUCAGGAGUACAUCAAGUUCCUGGAGGAGCUCAGCACUUUCGUUAAAUGCAAAUAAUCUGUGCGCUGUUCGUACGGUCGAGAUUUAUCCCAAACUUUGAGAUACUUCUGGUUCUGAUGUGAUGACAGAAUGAAGAUGAAGGCAGAACAGUUUUGUAUUUAAUUUUAUAUCAUUUUUUCAAGUUAUGUGCACACUGGUUCAAAUGUCAGAUGGCUUUACAGGUCGAGAAUGUGAAGCAAACAUUCAUGAGAAAUAAAACUGAGAGGAAAUAUUGA